Messenger RNA from Limanda limanda (common dab), 2073 nucleotides. It is a transcript of the gene vrtn, whose product is annotated as vertebrae development associated. Gene Ontology annotation, biological process: regulation of transcription by RNA polymerase II. The transcript is spliced from 2 exons. Bases 1 to 2073 code for a protein of 690 amino acids. The record is from RefSeq and is a predicted model, not a curated record. Gene Ontology annotation, cellular component: chromatin. Lineage: Eukaryota; Metazoa; Chordata; Actinopteri; Pleuronectiformes; Pleuronectidae.
AUGAUUCAGAGGAACGAGGUUGUGCUGUCCGUGCUGCGAGAGCUCCAGGAGGCCACAGAGAGCUCCGGUCUGGAUGCUCUCACCCGAGUGGCCCUCGGGGUGGACAGGGUCCUCGCUCCCUUCCAGCUCCCCAGGACCCCCUGCCAGGACUUCCCAGAGUGGGCCGGCGUGGACGACUCGGCCCGUGACCUGUACCCGGGUGAUGCACCCAGAGACCUCCUGCCUCUGAACUGCGACGGAAAAGGCAACUUGCUGUUUGAUGCAGUCAGCACCCUGCUAGUGGGGAACCCUGCACUUAGCUUGGAGCUACAGGUGCGGACUGUCAUGGAAAUGGUGCUGUGGAAGCGAUACUACCUCUCAGGGAUGAUCGAUUCGAAAAUGAUGCUUCAGGCCGUUCGCUUCAGUCUCUCUGCUGAAGAGUCCGAGGACAUGCUCAACUUGCCCGUCACAGUCCUGGAGGCCAUCUUUGACGCAGACGUCAAAGCUUCCUGCUUCCCCGGCGCCUACGCCAACAUGUGGCACGUUUACGCCCUGGCGUCAGUCCUCGAGUCUAACAUCUACUCCAUCUAUCCCAUGUUCAACCUCAAGAUCAGACCCUAUUUCAACCGUGUCAUACGUCCGAGGACCUGGCCCAAAGACUCUCAGCCGUUAACCCUGCACAUCAUGUGGUCCGGCGAGCUGCAGUCCGAGGUCUUGUUCAGGCCAAAUAAUUUUGUCGCACUAGCCAAUACCAGAGACCUCACAUUUGGGAAUACCGACAGCGAGCAGAGGGAGUCUCCGAUCAAGAGCGAGGAGCUGCAGAACCCGGACUCGCAGUUUUCCUACCCGAGCCUGAAGGACAAGUACAACAUUACCAAGAGGACAUUCUACCGCUGGAAAAGGCAGACGCAGGAGCACUGCAAAAAGUCUGCUGCUAGGUACGAGGCAAAGUAUUUCCUGCAGGCGUGCUACUUGGAGGGAAGGCUUAUCCCUCUGCACCAGUUUAAGGAGUUUUUCCCCGAGAUCUCAAGGUCGUCGUACUACAACUGGAAGCACGAGCUUCUGAAAACUGGAGGAACCUUCUCCACCUCGUCUUCAACUGGAGAGAUUAGUCCUGGAGAGAGCACGGAGCAGGAGGCCUGGUCUUCACCUGAAACAAAACAGGAGGAGCCUGACCACAAUGACAGCGUGGCCAGUAUGUUUGGACUCGGCCUCGGCAAGCUGGAUGUAGAGCGGGCCCAGAGUUUGGCACAUAUGCAGGAAGCAAAGCGCUGUCUACAGAAUUGCAUCGCCAUGAAUGCCUCCCUCCCCUUCAGGGUCUUCAAAAGACAUUUCCCCGGGAUCUCCAGAUCAACCUACUACAACUGGAGGAGAGAGGCCAUGCUGUUCAACAGAGGUUACAAAGGCAGCGUGGCCAGCAGCGAGGACAGCUCCGAUGCUGACAAGAGCCAGAGUCCAAAGAGUCUGUCCCCGGUCCUGUCUAACGUCACCCAGCCUAUCGUACCCAGGAUGAGGAUCUACAGGAGACAGCACAUAAGUUUCAGGCUGGCAUACAUGAGUAAAAAGCAGCUCAGAGAUGCUGCCAAACUGCACGUCCAGAAUUCAAAGUGGUCCCUGACCAAGUUCAAGCUCAAGUUCCCGUCCAUGUCCCCUUGUUUUUACUGGCUUUGGCGUAGCAGGCAGAACCAGAAGGAGAAAAUGGCUGCCCAGCGUACCGAGGUCCUCCCAGUUAGCGUGGAGAACACUGCAACAGAGGACAAGAUCAUAGAGACGAGGAUAGAGACUCCGCCCAUGCUCCCGUUUGUCGAGAGGCCGAGAUAUUUAGAAAGCUCCACUGUUCCCUCUUUUGAUGUCUCUCGUUCAAAACCCGUGCUUCACAGCCAGGAACCAACAGACAAGCAGAUGUUUGCGAUGGAUGUUGUGGCUCUGGCCAACUUCAAGGCCAAGGCCAAGCUGUUCCUGCAGCAACGCUUUGAAGAGAAGUCCUUCCCUACGUUCAAAGAAUUCAGGUCUUACUUCCCCUUCACACCACGCUCCACGUACUACAUGUGGAAGCGAGCUCUGCAUCACGGGGUGUCGCUGAUUCACGGUUAA